Molecule: messenger RNA, 3005 nt
Organism: Symbiodinium sp. CCMP2592
Lineage: Eukaryota; Dinophyceae; Suessiales; Symbiodiniaceae
Source: the annotation of a GenBank genome assembly
AUGCCUCUUGUUAAUCAACUGCACGUGCUGAGCAUCAACAUCAGUCCGUCUCCUCUGAGGCUGAAGGACACCGUGCUGCCCACCGGCUCCAUCGACGCCUUCCUUAGCAACCAAAUGGAUACCGAGGACAAAAUGCUUGACUUCGCCCGGUGGAUGGACAACUUCUGUCCUGCUGAUGCUUUGAAGGCCUACAGCAUUGACAGCGCCGGCAGCUACUUGAGGCCCUUCCAGUUGGGAUGGCGCUCAGAUUUCGGAAUUAGCGGAAUGAUGGAGCCGGAAACGGCCGAGCUCCUCCUGGAGCUCAUACUCACAGAGGGGUUCCUGACUGACCCCAACGUUGUCGGUGUCGAGAAGUUGGGCGUUACGAUGCCUCCACCGGAGUACCUCGACGGUGGCAUCACGGAAUGCCCCGCCAUCAGCCUGGGCAGUGCUUUGUUGCCACCCUUCAGUGUCGGGUACGUGAAAGGGUGGAAAAGAGCAGUGUGCUUGAUCCUGGCACUCUAUGGAAUCAGAAUGCUGGGAUUGGAGGCAGAAGUGCCCCACCACAUUCGUGCGGUGAGCAUGGGCACCAUCCACUGCUCCUUCGGAGGAGCCGAACAGCAGUUUUCGGAGACUCAGAACGAGAUAGAUUGGCACUCCCAGACUGCCAUUGCGAAGGCCUUCCAUAUAGGCCGGAAUGAAGCCGGAGCUGUGCAGCAGCUCAUCACGGCCGUGCCGGAGGAUGUGAAAAAUGCAUUGGCAGCGGCAGUGAAGCGACGAGGCAUGGUGAAGUUUGUGGGCCAUGAAGCUUUGGCACGACAAAUCUUCAGUGCCUCCUACACCAACACAUCGCCGGGCGUGGAUGCAUGGCGGGACCUCCUGACAAACGCCCCGGGCGAUUCCAGGAUUGCAUCUUUGUUGGUGGAGCGCCUCGUCAGCGACUUCGACCUCGCGCCCGAGCCCCUGCGCAAGGCACCGACCUAUAAGGAAACGGUGACAAAGCAUGCUUGCUGUGCUGCCAUGCUGCACUUCCUCGGCCUCUUGGAAGCCAUGUGCCCCGGCAAAGAGUUUCCUGAAUUGCGGCGGCAGCUCAUGCAUCAGUUCCAUCACGGCUACUUGGACACGGACCUUGUCCACGUCCUUGAGAGCGCCGUGCCGCCAGCAGAUCUGAAAUCUGUUUCCGCCUUCAGGGCGGUGGCGGUCCAGAUCGAGACCCAAGCGCAGGCAGAGAUGGAUGCGACACAGGCAGAGCAUGCGCGGCAAGUCCGCGAAGCCACCCUGGCCCAGAUCACCGCCUUGGUCGAGUCUGACAUGAAGGCAUUGCGCCAGCGGACCCCAGACCAUGUGCUCAAGGCCAUCGCUACGGCAAAGGAUUUGAAGUACGUCAAGGACCGGCAGACGUAUGUGCUGUGCCUUUGCGAUUACACGGUGCUGCCAGCGAAUGUGGAUUACGUGAGGGACUCUGUGGAGCUGCUGGCAAACUUGCUUGCCAGCAGCUCCAACAACCUGGGCCACUUGCAGCUUCCGCUGCCGCAGCGUUCGAUGGCUUCCUCAACGAGCGUCAAGCACAGGCGGACCGUGGAGGAUUUGUUGAUGAAGGCGAAGAUCAACGCGGACUCCGUGACAGCCCUGCUCUUCGAGAAGCCUGCCGACGCAAGUGCAUCUGACAAGCGGUCCCUGACACAAACCUGCUUGACCUGCCUCUUCAGUGGUUUCGAUGCAACAAGCUGGACCGCUUCGCGAGUUUUGCAAGAGUGCCGAAUGGGACCCUUCCCGCUCCUGAAAGUCGCGGACUUCCUGGGCUACGAGAACUCGCGGAAGGGAGUGCCGCUGCAUGAGGGCAUCCUCGAUGCUUUCAUGGAUGGCAUGGGCUUCGGCGAAACGGACCGGCUGGUGAUCGUGGACCUCUGCCCCAACAGGCAAGCCGAGUUUGCCCGCGCGGCCGUGAACAAGAUGAUUGAAACCGAGGGCAAGAGUUGCAUGCGCUACGUCGGCCUCUUCCGCCCGGAGCAUGCUGACGUGAAAGCCGACCUCAGCGGCAAGAUCUACUCCUGGUGGGAUAGCAGCAGCGCCGCCCCUGCAAAGAGGCGCACUCGAGAUGAUGUCGAUUUGGACGCGGUGGCCGUGCCGCUGCAGAUCCUUUCCCUCCAGGGCUCCAAGCCCGUAUGGCCGUCUUCGCUUGAGGACAAGUUUCCGGCCGGCACCCCGGAGCAUGCAAAGCUCCUGCUAUUGAACCAGGAGUUUUUGAAGGAGUUCCCCAAGCCACGAGCUCUGAGCCAGGUGGGCCGACAGGCCUCUUCGGUCAGCCAGCUGACCCAGCGCCUGGCUGCGGAGUGCGACUACUCGCAGGAUGGAGAGCCGCUGGACCUUGAGCGGUGCGUGGACCUCGCAACGGUCCCCGUGGCAGAGCUGAAGGAGACCGUGCUUGCCAUGGUCACUGGGCGCCCCGGCAAGCCCAGCAUCAUGAUCACGGCCGAGUACGGCUUGUGGAUCGGCAACACCAGAAACGUGCUGGAGGAAAGCUCCGGGGUGCCCUGGCGAUUGGGCAGCGACAAGGAGCUCAUUGUCGUGAACAAGGCAACAUUGCCACUAUGCGAAUUGCUGCGGCUGAAGGCCACGGAGGAGGGCCUCGUGAAUGUGGAGGUGGAGUCCCACGUGGUGCUGCCCAAGCCUCCGACUGCUGCUGCGGCAGACGAUGCUGAGACCCAGCUUGAUGAUGACGAAGCCCUAUUUGGGUUCAGAUAUGAUGUGGCCCCGACCGUGAGCUGCAAGACGAGUGUCUUCAAGCCAGCAGUGUUGAGCAAAGAGGAGACAGAGACAGUCCGUGCUGUCUCCCUCGCCGCUCUCUUCAGUGGUAACUAUGACCGCUUGCCCCGCAACAAGAUUGCCACUGUGGCUUGGGAGGCCGUGGUGCUGCAACCACUGAAAGGUUGUCGGGCAUCCUCUGUGGAGUCAGUCGUGACCGUGAGCGGGACACCGCCCAAGAUCAUGCCGAUCAAGCCGAAGAUCUACUUGACCUGCAGCGU